Salvia splendens (bonfire salvia) is the source of this 935-nucleotide messenger RNA. RefSeq names its product 36.4 kDa proline-rich protein. The coding region runs from base 37 to 654 and encodes 205 amino acids. The transcript has 2 exons. The record is from RefSeq and is a predicted model, not a curated record. Lineage: Eukaryota; Viridiplantae; Streptophyta; Magnoliopsida; Lamiales; Lamiaceae.
CUCUUCAUCAUCCCCAUCUCUACUCCAUCUUCAACCAUGGCCUCUUUGAAAAUCAUAGCCCUCCUCCUCCCCCUCCUCUCAAUCAUCUCCACAUCCUCCGCUUCCCUCCUCAAACCCGACUGCGGUUCCUGCUCCGAACCCUCCCCCACCGCCGACCCUAACCUCCCCCUCCCGCCAGUCGGAAUUCCCAAACUACCCCUCCCGCCAGUCGGAAUCCCCAAACUACCCCUACCACCCGUCGGCAUCCCAAAACUACCCCUCCCGCCCGUUGGAAUCCCCAAAUUGCCCCUCCCGCCAGUCGGCAUCCCCAAACUGCCCCUUCUGCCGCCAGUUUUGGGGAAGCCGAAGGGCAAGGGCAAGGGCAAGGGCGGGUGCCCUUCGCCAUCAAAGGGAGCGACAUGCCCCAUCGACACGUUGAAGCUAGGCGCAUGCGUGGACCUUCUAGGAGGGCUGGUUCACGUGGUGUUGGGAGACCCCGCCGUGAACGAGUGCUGCCCCGUCAUCUCCGGCCUGGUGGCGGUAGAAGCCGCCGCCUGCCUCUGCACCACCCUCAAGGUGAAGGCGCUCAACCUCGAAAUCUUCGUUCCUUUAGCUCUGGAGCUAUUGGUCACCUGCGGCAAGACUCCGCCGCCCGGCUACACUUGCUCUCUCUAAUUCAUCCCAUUAUUUGUGGGAAUGUUGAAGUAUCUGACAUGAGAGGAUGUCACAUUAAUCAAUUUCCAUUUCGUUGAUUGCUAGAUUGGGAUGUAUGUUUGUUGAAUUGUUUAGUUUGCAAUUGUUCAUCUUGAUUUCAUUAUGUAAAAGUACUAGCUCCGCACUCAUAUGCGAGGAAGCAAUUAUUGAACAUUAUUUUUCGUGCAAUUGUACAAGUGUAUUGUGCUUGAGAAACAUGCACAAAAACAUGGUUUGGAGAAAUUUCUUUAUAUCGUUUUUAA